AUGGAUAGGCUUCUGACACCUGGGGUUUCUCAGAGCGAAAAGGAUUCAGUAAAAAUUAAGAUGCUUGAGUUGGUUGACAUUUAUUAUUGGGCUUUGGAUGCCCCAAAGACAGGGGAUAAGAUCAACAUUCCUGAACAUCUUAUGGUGAAGAAGUACCCACACUUCUUGGAACGGGAACCUUCCUACAAUUCGAUAUCAGUGUUGGGCAAUAUCUAUGAUCUUGCAAAAUCGCAGCAGGAGUCUGAAAUUGUCCCUCCAAUCAAGGUAUCUCCCCUGAAAUGCUUUACUGAGGAAACAGUAUCUGAAGACUAUAAGUGCCGGUGGAGAGAUCUUUAUCGCGAGUACCUGAUAAAGAGCUCCUCACUGUGUAAGCUGGCGGACCAAGAAGCACGGGACCAUGGGUUCCGGGAACUCUACCAAGACUACAAGCGGAUCAUGUACGACGCCGAGGACUUUGACGCGAGCCCACGGAGCCACUUGGAACUUUUGAACGAGGCCUGCGCGAUAUACCAGGUGGUCUAUGAGCGUGCGAUGGUCGGCAACGAGGUGAGCAAGUGCGGGUUCGCGUGGAAGGUGGCCGGCCGUGCCCUGUGCGAGCUCUACCUGCUGAAGCAUGGCGGCGAGAGGGUCACCUGCCUGCGCUCCGUUCUUGAGGAUGCUUUCAAGAAGUACCGGGCGUAG
Messenger RNA from Miscanthus lutarioriparius, 681 nucleotides. The record is from the annotation of a GenBank genome assembly. NCBI's taxonomy places the organism in Eukaryota, Viridiplantae, Streptophyta, Magnoliopsida, Poales, Poaceae.